Messenger RNA from Capra hircus (goat), 3486 nucleotides. RefSeq names its product zinc finger protein 2 (gene ZNF2). The transcript is spliced from 5 exons. Gene Ontology annotation, cellular component: nucleus. Gene Ontology annotation, biological process: negative regulation of transcription by RNA polymerase II. The record is from RefSeq and is a predicted model, not a curated record. The coding region runs from base 1564 to 3006 and encodes 480 amino acids. Gene Ontology annotation, molecular function: DNA-binding transcription repressor activity, RNA polymerase II-specific; RNA polymerase II cis-regulatory region sequence-specific DNA binding. NCBI's taxonomy places the organism in Eukaryota, Metazoa, Chordata, Mammalia, Artiodactyla, Bovidae.
GCCAGGAUGGCCAGGUUGGCCAGCUUCUGAGCUCUGCAGCACUCACUCCCUCACUCAUCCCCAGGCCUGUGCUACUAAGAAUACAUUAACCCCCACAACUCAUAUGAAUAACCAGAGGUGAGGAGGAGCUGGAGAACAAGGUUACCAGGUGCCAGUCACUAGGUAACAUGUUGAUAAAGCCAGAAUCGUGAUUCCUCAAGAAGUCGAAGAGAAGAACGGCUGUGGAUGUUAAAUUCCUAAGUGGUCUCUGCUACUGAGGCGGGACUUCUAUGGUAAAAAAGCAGAAAGUAGUUGAAGUGGCCCAUGUUGAGCUGAGGUGAUCCUUUCCAGUUUUUCCCUCUUCCAUGGUGAUUCACUGGUUCCCUGUUUACCUCUCUUAAUAUCAACUUUCACGUCAAAGUUACUGGCCUCUGAUGGCACUGGAGCUUCUUAAGGAAGACAGGGAUGCUUUAUUGGAACGAUGUUGUGCUAAACACAAAGACAGACUAGAAGGCAACAGUGACCCUCAAAUUUAAAUUUAGGAAAUCUAAUAAAUUUAUAACUCAAGGUCAAUCCACCGUUAAAACAAUGAGGACUCACUGGGGACCAAGGGAUUCCAACUCCACUCUGCUGUUUUGUGAGACGAAGAUCUAAUUUUUGAGAUUCUACUUUUCCUUAUUCCAAGGUGCUGCCUGGUUACUUGAGGUAAUCUGUCUCCACCCCACCCCCACCCCAAGCCGCAAUGGUGUGGAGGCGCUGUAGAGGGGAAGCGACCGAGUGGAGUGAACAGCCGUUGGGAUGCGGGCGCCUACCCUCCGACGGAGCACAGUGGCCAGAGAGAAAUGCUGGUGGGUGGGUGGCGCCCUCUGCCAGUUACAGUUGCGGAGCGAGUGUCCCUCUCAAGGCGGGUUUUGGCUCGGUAGCCCAGAAUAGACACUGAGGAAGCGGCGGCCCCUGUGGCGUCCAGGAAGGAGCUCUCCGAGGGGCUGAGCACCUCUAGAGACCCAGCACAACCGCGAGGUUCCACGGAUGCCCAGCCCCGAGCGCAGAAUGCAGCCUGGCCAGCGGCCCGCGGGGUCCUCUGGGAAGCAGCAUCCGGUAAUGCGCGCCGCGCCCCGCGGAGGAUUCUGGGAAUUGUAGUUCAGCAGCGAGUUCGGGCCGGCGCCACUCGCCCCGCAGGCUCCUAGAUGCCUUUGUCGCCCGCCGAGCUUACUCAGUGUUGUUCAUGAGGUCGAGCCUGGGGUCCGGGAGGACUGAGUGCGUGUUCUCUUGAGUCUGAGUGCCCCGAAGGGGGGCCGGGGAAGGCCCCGGGGUGGAGGGCGCCGAGCUGCCCAGCGAGGGUCGCGCGAGCGUUCCCGGGCCUCUAGGUGGACCCGCGCGGUGGACCCCAGGCCCCUCGCAGCUUCCCCGCUCCCUUUUCCCGCAGUCGUCACCAGCGCUAGCGUGGAGGGAGUCACCGUGGAGCCGAAGGGCAGAGGGUCACUUUCUGAGGAUUCAGACCUUUGUCAGGCUGGAAACCCCAAAGAAAAUGGCCUGACCACUGUGCUGCUGACCCGGGCAUCCCAGGGAUCGACGAUCAGGGACAUGGCCGAGGCUCUCACCCAGUGGGAACAGCUGAACUCUCCGCAGGGAGGUGAGCCUGAGAAGCCUAGGAAUCUGGUCUUGCUCGGGCUUCCAAUUUCCAAGCCUGAUGUAAUCUCUCAGUUGGAGAGUGGGGAGGUGCUGGAAAGAAAAGUCUCAAAAGCAGCUAAUCCAGACUGGGGUACAGGACCAGAGAGCAAGGAGGUAAUCCCAGAGCAGGAUAUUUCUGAAGAAGAAUCAACCCCUGGGGUGUUAGUAGAGAGAUUUGCAAAGGAAAGUUCCAGUGAAUGUGAAGAUUCUUUAAAGAAUCAGCAGGAAAACCAUGAGAAACAUUUAAUACAAGAGGUUGGCCCUCAGACGAAACCUUCUGGGGAGAGAAGCUACCAGUGUGAUGAAUUUGGAAGAAAUUUUAGUCGGAGGUCAUUACUCGUCCAACAGCAAGGAGAGAGACCACACAGCCGUGAUUCAUUUAAAAAGCACUUGAAGCAAAAUUCAGAUCUAAUGAAACAUGAAAAAAUCUGUGCAGGAAAGAAACCUUGGAAGUGUAAUGAGUGUGAGAAGGCCUUUAGUUAUUACUCAGCUUUUGUCUUGCAUCAGCGAAUUCACACGGGAGAAAAGCCCUAUGAGUGUAAUGAAUGUGGGAAAGCCUUCAGUCAGAGCAUACACUUGACUCUGCACCAGAGGAUUCACACAGGAGAGAAACCUUACAGAUGUCACGAAUGUGGGAAAGCCUUCAGUCACCGCUCAGCCCUUAUUAGGCAUCAUAUAAUUCAUACUGGGGAGAAACCUUAUGAAUGCAACGAAUGCGGGAAGGCCUUCAAUCAGAGUUCAUACCUCACUCAACAUCAGCGAAUUCAUACUGGAGAGAAACCGUACGAGUGUAAUGAAUGUGGGAAGGCCUUCAGCCAAAGCACAUUCCUUACCCAGCAUCAGGUCAUCCACACUGGAGAGAAGCCCUAUAAAUGUAAUGAGUGUGGAAAAGCUUUCAGUGAUCGCUCAGGCCUCAUUCAGCACCAGAGAACUCAUACCGGGGAGAGGCCUUAUGAGUGUAACGAAUGUGGGAAGGCCUUUGGCUACUGCUCAGCCCUGACUCAGCACCAGAGAACUCACACUGGGGAGAAACCCUACAAGUGCAACGAUUGUGCCAAAGCCUUCAGUGACCGUUCAGCCCUUAUCCGUCAUCAGAGAACACACACUGGAGAGAAACCUUACAAGUGUAAGGACUGUGGAAAAGCCUUCAGCCAGAGCUCAUCUCUUACAAAGCAUCAGAAAACUCACACUGGAGAAAAACCCUAUAGGUGUAAGGAAUGUGGAAAGGCUUUCAGCCAGAGUUCAUCCCUUUCUCAACAUCAGAAAACUCAUUCUGGAGGGAAAGUCAGGGAAUAUGGAAAAGCCUUUAGUGAGCAUUCAGCCUUCAACCAGCAAAAGAGAAUUGAUACUGGAUAAAAGCAAUGUAAAUGCAAUACAUUCAGAACAUCCUUACUGAGCAAUUACUAUAAUGCUGUGAGGGCUACAAAGGAAUUAAGAAUAUGUUACAAAAGAGAUUUAAUUGAGAAGUCAUUGGUGAUAUGGGACAUAGCUUACUCAGAAUGUGAGAAAAGGGUUUUGCAUUUUUAAAAAAUAUCCUGACAGAGGACACUGAAUUUCCCUAGGGAGAGAGGAAAAUUAUUUCCAACACCCUGAUGUGUAUGUAAGCUACCAAAUCCUUGCCCAAGAAACAGGGUGUGCCACGAUGGAAAGAGGACAUCUUGACUGGGCUAGAUGUUCUCAUAAUACUAAGGGGAUGAUAUUUUAAAGGGAUAAAUGGUCCUUUUAGGCAAAUUGAAUAGAAAUCAGAGGUUGGCAAUUUGCAUUGUCUGUCCAGAGUUGAGAGUGGUGGUGGAAGAGACAUUGUCCUUGGUCUUAAAUACAAGAAUUAAGUGUGUG